Schizosaccharomyces cryophilus OY26 is the source of this 2249-nucleotide messenger RNA. Its product is annotated as ribulose phosphate 3-epimerase. The transcript has 2 exons. Gene Ontology annotation, molecular function: D-ribulose-phosphate 3-epimerase activity; metal ion binding. Lineage: Eukaryota; Fungi; Ascomycota; Schizosaccharomycetes; Schizosaccharomycetales; Schizosaccharomycetaceae. The coding region runs from base 1466 to 2152 and encodes 228 amino acids. Gene Ontology annotation, biological process: carbohydrate metabolic process; pentose-phosphate shunt, non-oxidative branch; pentose-phosphate shunt. Gene Ontology annotation, cellular component: cytosol. The record is from RefSeq and is a predicted model, not a curated record.
GUUUAUGUGUUUUGAUACUUCCAUUCUUCAUGUAGAAACAAUAAUUUCCAUAAUACCAUGCCUAGUCUAGUAGUCAAUGGACCAGUAGGAAUAAAUGUAUAAGUCGUAGAUUCCGGAAAGAAACGUGCCAAUUUCUCUUUGUAUGUGCUUAAUGAGACAGUUUUGUGUAUAGGUAAGUAUGAUAUUUGAGGAUAUUUGUUUUGCAGUUGCUUUCUCGUAUGCUCUUGCUCAGAGGUUAAAUCGUCAAACUUCCAUUGAACCCAAAGCCCAGGAUGAGCAUCCUUUGUAUUUAUCAAAUGUAGGUUACAAGAAGUAAAGUCUUGAUAAUGAAUCCAUCCUUGUUUCUCCUGUUCCUCUUGCGAUGGUAUGAGACGAUUGAGAGAAGACUCCAGCUCAGCUUGGACGAGGUCUACGGUUGAAGGGUUUCCAGCUUGUUUUAGUUCCAUAUUCCAUCUCUUUAAAAUUUUCUUGGAAGAAGGCUGCAAGUACGAUUUUGAAAGCUUGCAGUAGACCGACACAUGACGGUUGAGAAGAGGAUGUUGCUCUUCGGCAAAAGGAAGUAAUCGAAGAGUAAAACGAUUACGAAGAGCAGGGAAUUUUCCCAUUAAUUCUAAACAACAUGAUUAGCCGGGGAAAAAUUCCAUGGAGAUUGGCCAAGAAAGGCUAUGAAAGCAUCUUUGUAAAUUAUGUUUCUUGCUUACCUCUAGGAAGCAAAUGAUGCGUCGACAAGUCCUGUCGUAAAGGCGAGCAUACCAUACGCACUAAAGGAUCUACAGAAAACGUAGAUUUUUUUCCAUUCAUCCCGAAUCUCAAAGUAUGGCGUAAAAAAGAAGGCCCAAGUUCCUUACUAUAUAGCAAAGGGAUCGCAAAAUUCCAAAAACCUUAAAAAACUUAUAAAAAGGAUUCUUUAGCUACGAAUUCAAUUCUAUUAUCCCAAUUAUGAAUCUAGUUUUGAGGACGUUAUGGUGGUUUCUGUCAUUACUGGACUUGUGUGAAUCUUGAAUUGGCUAUGAUCUCAAUCAGAGAGGGUCCUAAGGAAUGCCAAUGAAUUGAGGUGAAACCACUCCUCAGUGUGAACCUCUUAUUCGAUUAUCGAAUUGGUUUCCCGGCAGCUUGAAUUUUUCUGAUGGCCGUCAAUUCCACUCGCUUUUCUUUGGAUCGUCUUCAAAAGGACUCUUUAUCUUUCCUUUUACUUUUCAGUUUCUACUUAAAGCAGCUUAAAAGGACUGCAACAACUAUUGAGGAUGGAACUGACUUUAAAUAAUAUACAAAGAUGCCAAUCUCAUACUUUCAUGAUGGGAACUACUUAAAUCGUUUUAUUCUAUUAAAUGCAGAAAAAAUAUAACUUUUUUUCGUAUACCUUUGCGCAUCACUUAAAUUCUUUAUAUAUUUGGAAAUUUAUUACGAAAUACCCAACUCAUCCAAAAUCCACCAAGUUCCGAAAUAGUGACUUUACUAAGAAAGAAUGUCAGAAGCAAAAAUUGCACCUUCUUUAUUAUCUGGUGACUUUUCCAAUCUUGAACAUGAGGUUGGUCGCAUGUUAGAAUAUGGCAGCGACUGGCUUCACGUUGAUAUUAUGGACUCUCAGUUUGUUCCUUCCCUUACGAUUGGUCCUAUUGUCGUCAAAGCAAUGCGUAACCAUUUCACCAAAGAGAAGGCUUUCUUUGAUUGCCAUCUCAUGGUUAUGAAUCCCGAGAAGUGGGUAGAUGAAUUUGCGGAUGCCGGUGCUAAUAUGUUUUGCUUUCACUAUGAAGCUACUGAAAAGCAUAUGGAAGUUAUUAAUCGGGCCCAUGAACGAGGCAUGCUCGUAAGCUGCGCUGUAAAGCCUAAUACUCCCGUAGAAGUCCUCGAUCCUUUGGUCCAGCACCUUGAUAUGGCUUUGAUUAUGACCGUCGAACCCGGCAAGGGAGGUCAAAGCUUCCGUUCUGAAUGCUUGCCUAAGGUGAACUACUUGCGCAAACGCUACCCUGAUUUAGACAUUGAAGUGGAUGGCGGACUUUCUCCUAAGACUGUGGACGCUGCCUCAGAUGCAGGCGCAAAUGUCAUUGUUGCCGGCACUGCUGUUUUCAAAGCAGAGAACCCUACCCAAGUAAUUGCUGAGCUUCGCAAUUCUGUUUUGAAGGCUCAAGAAACCAAGCCUUGGGCGAAAUAGAAGUCGAGCUUGUACAGGCUUGAACUUUAAGUUAUAUAUUGUUUAAAAUUUUAUUACUUUGAUUCCAAAAUCUUUAAAAUGUUUAAGAGAUACGAGA